AUGGACAAAGGCUGGCAGACUAGCAGCCAUUUUAACAAUGGCUACUAUAAGUGGACACCCACUCGCAACAACACAUCAUACAAAAGCACCCACCUGAAUGACUCAUUGUGUCAUUGCUUCAGGGAGAACUGCCAUUUUUCGUUUUACUACUUCAUGGUGGAUAGCAGUGUCCUCAAAGCAGUACUUUAUACCAAUAAGGAUGAACAAGUAAUGCUGUGGCAAGCCAGUUCUCCAACUAACAACGAGUGGGUAAAAGCAGAAAUACGGAUACCAGCAGGUUGUGAAAAAAACAAGCUGCUCUUGGAAGGAACUAUCAAAAGCAAGGCAAGCAGCAUUUGCUUGGAUCACUUUGAUUUUGUGGAUAGUACAAAAUUGGACUUGCCGAAGAUUUGUUCCUCUGAAGAAUUUGCCUGUGCCAAUGGCCAAUGCAUUGACAUUAGUCUGCUCUGCGAUUAUCAGUGGGACUGUUUAGAUGGAAGUGAUGAAGAUCUAUCUGCCUGUGCAAAUUACACUCUAUGUGACUUUGAGUCUGACCUUUGUGAAUGGAAGACACUAAACACAAAAGAUGUACAGUGGAGCUUAAUGAAAGGACAAGUUUCUGGUGACUCUGAACUUCCUGCAAGAGAUCACACAACUAACAGCAGCAGGGGCAACUUUAUUCAUGUGACUGGCUCACCAGAAGCAAACACCAAGCCGGUAAUUUCUCAGCUCAGCAGUCCGGUCUUUACAAAACUGUCCAAAGAUGCUACACCUUGUCAGAUAAGAUUUUGGUAUCAGUUGUCUCAAGGUUCCCACCUGACAGUCUUCAUUAGAAGUUCCGUUGAUAUGGAUUUGCAAAGCUUACACAACCAACCUUUCAAGAGCACAGCACAGUGGACAAAAGCAUCUGUUCUUAUAAAGAACACUGCUGGGAUAAUUGCGGGACCUUUUCAGAUCAUUCUACAAGCCAUUGUUCCAAAAGCCAAAGCUGUUGUUGCUGUGGAUGAUAUCAGUAUAACAAAAGAAUGUAGGGCUAGCUAUAAUGUAUCUUCAAGUACCUACAAGGAAGGUAAGGCUGCUAAAUGUGACUUUGAAAAGAGCAACUGUGGCUGGCUGGAAAUGGCCGAGGCUGAUGGGUUUGACUGGAUAAGGAGUUCAAGAAGUAGUCUCGCCCCUGCUUUCCAGAAACAAGCUCCACCCCAUGAUCACACGUAUAACCAGUCUGUAGGUCACUUUAUGUUCAUUCUGAGGAACAGCAGCAGUAUCUCACAGAUCGCACAACUGCAAAGUCCAAAAUUCAGCCAGGCUGGAUCAGCUUGCACAAUGACCUUCUGGUAUUACAAUUAUGGGCUAUCAGUUGGAGCAGCAGAAAUGCGAUUGCUUGUUGAUGGAGUAAAAGAUCCCACAGUCCUCUGGAGAAUAUAUUACAAUCAAGGAGAUCAGUGGUCAAAGGCAGUAAUUCAGCUUGGCCGCCUUGCACAGCCCUUUCAAUUAUAUCUAGAUAAAGUCAGCCUUGGAUUUUAUGAAGGUGUUUCAGCUAUUGAUGAUAUAACAUUUGAGAACUGUGCACUGCCGCCUCCAAAAUUAAAAUGUGAAGGUUCCAAUAAUUUCUGGUGCCGAGACUCAAAAGCGUGCAUCGACAGUUUGUUACUGUGUGAUCUUGUUGAUGAUUGUGGAGAUGGAUCUGAUGAGGAUGAAUGUGCCCCUGAGCUGCAGUGCAAUUUUGAGCUUGGGCUUUGCAACUGGGAGCAAGACUUGAAUGAUGACUUCAAUUGGACCAGAAACCAAGGACCGACUUCCACUCCUAACACAGGACCAAUGAAAGAUCAUACGCUGGGCACAGUAAGAGGGCACUAUCUCUACAUGGAGUCUUCAGAGCCACAGGUGUUCCAAAACACAGCAGCUCUGCUAAGUCCAGUCUUUAGUUCUACCUUUACAAAUGGCAACAAAAGCUGCAUUUUUCGUUUUCAUUAUCAUAUGUUUGGAAAGCACAUUUACAGGCUGGCUGUUUCCCAGAGAGUGGUGAGCAAUACAAGAGGACAUCUGCUCUGGCACACGUUUGGUAAUCAAGGCAACAGAUGGAUAAGAAAAGUGCUCUACAUUACUAGCUCAGAGCCAUUCCAGAUCAUAGUGGAGGGCACUGUUGGUGACGGCUUCACUGGUGACAUUGGAAUUGAUGACCUCUCUUUUCUGAAUUGUACACUUUUCAAUGGAAACUUGCCAUUCGAUGUCACAACUCCAUCAGGAACAUCCAUCCCUGUGACAUUUCCUAUGAACAACUGUACAGAAAAUGAAUUCAUUUGUCAAACCACUGGCCAAUGCAUCAAUAUCACUCGGAAGUGUGAUUUCCGACCUGAUUGUCCAGACAAAUCUGAUGAGUCAUCUUGUGCUUCAGAUACUUGUGACUUUGAUGAUGGGAACCUGUGUGAAUGGUAUCAUCCUGAUACCAUCAUGACAACAAUGGCUUCAACCCAUACUGUUCAUGUGUUCCACUGGAGCCUUGGAAAAGGAGCAAGCAUGCACCCAGGCGAAGAGAACUACAGGCCUUUCGUGGAUCAUACAACAGCUACUAAAGAAGGCUGGUACCUCUACGCAGACAGUUCUAAUGGAGCAUUUGGACAUACUGCUGAUAUUGCCACUCCAGUCAUUUCUCUGACGGGACCCAAGUGCAGGCUGGUGUUUUGGAACUAUAUGAAUGGUGCAACAGUGGGUUCCUUGAAGGUGCUCCUCAAACUGGAAAAUGUGACUUCUGAAGUCUGGGCCCAGAGUGGUCCCCAGGGUCGCCAGUGGAACAGAGCUGAAGUGUUUUUAGGUGUCCGAUCUUAUUUUCAGGUUCUUUUCAGGACAAAACGGGGCAUCAGUUAUGUAGGAGAUGUUGCUGUGGAUGAUAUUUUUUUUGAAGAUUGCUCCCCUUUGCUGAUCCCAGACAAAAAUUGCACUUCAGAAGAAUUUACCUGUGCCAACAAAUUCUGCCUCCCAAAGGAUAAUCUUUGUGAUUUUGUAAAUGACUGUGGAGAUAAUUCAGAUGAGAGUCCAAGCAUUUGCAGCGUUUCUGUUGGGCGCUGUGAUUUUGAGUUUGAUCUUUGUAACUGGAAACAAGAUCAGCAUGAUGACUUUGACUGGAAUCUCAGAACUGGAGGCAUUCCAAGAGCAGGCAGUGGACCAAUUGCUGAUCACACUUUGCAAGAACCAUCUGGUCAUUACAUCUUUAUAAAAAACUCCUUCCCUCAGUUGCCAGGGCAAGAAGCCAGAAUUUCUAGCAUGUUAAUAAGCAGAAAGAGCAAAAAUUGCAAGAUCCUGUUUUAUUACCACAUGUACGGAGCAAAUACUGGAUCACUAACUGUCUACCAAGUGACAAUAUCAAAUUCCAGUAAAGUUCUUUUCAGCCUGACUGGAGAUCAGGGAAAUUUCUGGAAAAGAAAAGUGCUAACACUGGAAGCAGAUGAGGAUUUUCAGAUAACUUUUGCAGGAUUUGUUGGGAAAGCUUACAGAAGAUAUAUAGCCCUUGAUGAUAUCGUGUUUACUAGAGAAUGCUUACCAUCCUUGAACCUCUUACCAGAUAAACCUACAGACUUGCCCACAACAGGCUCCUGCUUUCAUGGUUAUUUGGAAUGUCUCAAUGGAAAGUGUUACAGAUCAGAACAAAGCUGUAAUUUUGAGGAUGACUGUGGGGAUAAUACUGAUGAGAGAGAAUGUGGGACCUCUUGCACUUUCGAAAAUGGCAUGUGUGGUUGGCAAAAUUCCCUGGCUGAUAACUUCAAUUGGGUGAAGGAAACCGGCUCACCUCAAAGCCUCAGACCUUCCAAGGACCACACACUGGGAAAUGGGAAAGGACAAUUCCUGUAUCUUGAAGCCAUGUCAACAGGUGUGAGGGGUGAAAAGGCACAUCUGAAGAGCUCCAGGUGGACAGAGUCAAGCACUGUGUGCACACUGAGUUUCUGGUACUACAUUUCUUCAAAGGCAACAGGGCGUAUCCAGGUUCUCAUUAAGAUUGGGAGUAGCCUUUUAAAGGUGUGGAGUGAUUCUGGAGACCAUAGUACACAAUGGAAGAAAGCAGAAUUACACCUGGGGAAGAUGAGAAAUUUUGAAGUAAUAUUUGAAGGCAUUCGAAUGAAAGAUCUUGGAGGAGGAGCAGCAAUAGAUGACAUUGAAUAUAAGAACUGCAGCACAGUUGGAGAGGAUUCUGGGGUGUGUCCUGCCGUUACUGACUUCGUGUGUUGGAACAAGAAAUGCAUUGAGUCUAACUUCGUCUGUGAUUACAAGGCUGACUGUGAAGACUGGUCAGAUGAAGUUGAUUGCAGCCAAUAUACCAGUGUCCCAGGAAGCUGUAACUUUGAAACUCAAGGCCAAGACUGGACCACUGCAUGUAAGUUCACACAGGAUCCUGGAGAUGAAUUCGACUGGCUCAUAGGCAACAGGGCUGUCAUAGAACAAGGAGGCCCAGCCAAGGAUCACACACCAGGUAAUGGGCGUCAUUUCCUAUAUGUCAAUUCAUCUACUAAACAAGAAGGGGACAAAGCAAGAAUAAUUACCACCAGAUAUUUCCCUGCCAGCCGAGAUAUAUGCGGGCUCCGCUUCUGGUUCUGGUCAAGUACUUCCCCCAAAGUUGGAAUGUUAAAGGUAUACACCAUUGAAGAACUUGGAAUGGACAUUUUGAUGUGGGCAUCAACUGGAAAUAAAAGAGAUACAUGGACAUAUGCCAGUGUGGUCCUUUCCAGCAACAGUCCUUUCCAAGUUGCAUUUGAAGCUGAAGUAGGAGCUAAUGCAGUUAUAGAAUUUGCUCUUGACGACAUUUCUUUCACCCCAGAAUGUGCAUCAGGAGGACCAGUGGCCCCACAGCCUCCAACCUGUGGCAGUGACAGGUUCACUUGCGUGUACGUGAAGCAGUGCGUGCCCCUCUCUGCACAAUGCGACGGAGUGGAAGACUGUGCUGAUGGGACAGAUGAAAAGGCCUGUCCGACUGUGACGCCUGCCACAGCACCUUCAAGGCUUUGCAAAGAAACGGAGUUCCCUUGUGCCCAGCUGUGUAUCCCAGCGCUCUUGAGAUGUGACGGGGUCACUGACUGUCAGUUCAGUGAAGAUGAAGCCAACUGUUCUACUAAAGAUUGCUUCGAUGGGUCCUUGUUCUGUCCAUCGACAAAUAGCUGUAUUCCAGUUUCCCGACGCUGUGAUGGUAUUACAGAUUGCAUUGAUUUUGCUCCUGAUGAAUCCAGUUGUUCAGAGUGUCCUGAAGCAUAUUGCAAAAAUGGAGGCAUAUGUGAGAAGGAGCCUGUUCCCAUCUGCCAAUGUGGAGAGGAGUGGAAAGGAAACCGUUGCCACAUGAAAGCCGAGCCUUCUUUGACUCCAUCUACUGGUGCUCUGCAAAAUGGUGGGUCCCAUGAAAUCAAUAUAAUAACUUCAAGUGAUUUUGUGGAAAUGUUUGCUUAUUUAUCUCACUCGCUUGUCUCUGCAGAUACAUGGACAGGGUUGGGCAUUGGAUUAGCUGUCCUGUUGAGUGGAGCUGUGGUUGCCAUUUCAUGCAUCCUUUCAAAGAGGAAAUUGCCAAGAACGAAACCUGAGGAGAUCCUCAAUAUUGCAUUUGACAACCCACUUUAUGAGGCUCAGAGUGUAAAGUCUCCAGAGUACGUUGCCCCCCUGGGUGUUCCGAUCAGUGUUUCUCCAUGGCAGGCACAGCGGGAGGUGAAACUGACUUCUGCAGAUAUAUUUUUGGGCUGUGAAGGUGUAGGGCCAAAGAAACACCUGCCCAAGGUAUCAGGUGCAGCAGGCAGCGGGCAGAGCUGGCUGCAUCACAUCUCCGGUUUUCCACACCCUCCAAGCUAA
Varanus komodoensis (Komodo dragon) is the source of this 5799-nucleotide messenger RNA. RefSeq names its product MAM and LDL receptor class A domain containing 1 (gene MALRD1). Gene Ontology annotation, cellular component: membrane. The coding region runs from base 1 to 5799 and encodes 1932 amino acids. The record is from RefSeq and is a predicted model, not a curated record. Gene Ontology annotation, molecular function: protein binding. NCBI's taxonomy places the organism in Eukaryota, Metazoa, Chordata, Lepidosauria, Squamata, Varanidae. The transcript has 34 exons.